This is a messenger RNA of Panicum hallii, 570 nucleotides long. Its product is annotated as phytosulfokine receptor 1-like. NCBI's taxonomy places the organism in Eukaryota, Viridiplantae, Streptophyta, Magnoliopsida, Poales, Poaceae. Gene Ontology annotation, molecular function: protein binding. The coding region runs from base 1 to 570 and encodes 189 amino acids. The transcript has a single exon. The record is from RefSeq and is a predicted model, not a curated record.
AUGUCCGAGUACGGCGUGCGGCUGUACAACUGGCACGUCGACCGGGGCCAGCUCUGGUACAACAGCAACAUCCCGCCGUCGAUGGACCUGAGCCGGAACGGCCUGGCCGGCGCGAUCCCGCCGGAGCUCGGCGACCUCCGGGCACUCAACCUGCUCAACCUGAGCUGGAACGCGCUGUCCGGGCCGAUCCCGGCGACGCUGGCGACCCUGAGCGCCCUCCAGACGCUCGAACUGUCGCACAACGAGCUCGCCGGGGAGAUACCGGCGUCGCUCGUGGGGCUGACCUUGCUGUCGUGCUUCGACGUCUCCCACAACCGGCUGCGCGGCCUGGUCCCCGCCGCUGCCCAGUUCUCCACGUUCCCGUGCUCCAGCUUCGCCGGCAACCCUGGCCUUCACAGCGAGUACUGUGAUGGCAACGGCGUGGUCGGAGGAGCGCAGGAGACCGAUGGGACUUUGCUCGCCGUUGGAAGCGAGAUGUUUGGGUUGCCGUUCUGUCUCGGGAUGAUCUUCGGCCUCUGUGCCACCAUGUUUGUUCAUGUGGUUAUGCUAGAGAGGACGGCCCGUCGAUAA